AAAGAUUUCCAUUUUCCAAAGGCAGCAUUGUUUUUGCUAGUCUUCUUCUCCUUAUUUUUCUCUGCUCACCGUUUUUAAGGUUUCGCCGACCAUCUUUCUUUCUUCACAUACAUAAAUUCUUCCUAAUUGUUCUAGAAAUUUUUUCUUUCUCCAAUCUUUGAACCCAAAAAAUUCAGCGUGAUUAAUCGAUCCAAGUUUUGUUUCUUUCUCAUCUGAACCAUAAGUUUCAACUUACUACUGGUACAUUUUCCUAAGGUUACAACCCUUUAAAUUAGCACUUAAGAGACAAAUGCCACUUCCAAAGUCCAAGGCCGUUGGUGCUACAGAUUUAAUGAAGGUGGAUGACGGAAAUGAUACUUUAGACACAUUCAUCAGACAAGCAAUUGGAAAAGAGCCUUUUCUUUCUUUCCCCAGGGCAAAUGACAGUCCAGUUCAAUUGUUUCAGUUACUUCAUGCCUUGGAUCAGCAAGAUGUGCCCGGUUGGCCUUUGCUUUCUCCAUUGAAGAUUCAAAUGCAAAAGUGCGAAAAGUGUUCUCGUGAAUUUUGUUCAACAAUCAGUUAUCGAAGGCACAUGCGCUUACAUAGACGAAAAUUGAAGCUUGAUAGGGAUUCGACUAUGAAAAGCAGGUGCCUGUUGCAAGCUUUCUGGGACAAGCUUUCUCCAGAGGAGACUAUGGAGAUUGUGUCACUCAAUGAUGUAUCUCUUGAGGGAGUUAGCGGGUCUUUGAUUAUAAAGGCAUUAACUUCAUUCAUUAGGAAACCUGGAUUCACUCCUCUACCGAAAAGCUACGUGAAAUCUGGCUCAGUGCUCCUGGACAUUGUCCAGGGUAGACCUUCAAGUUUCCCAAUAUCAUCACAGGAAUUGUUUGCUAUUUUAGAUGGUGCAAGCGAGGAAACUUUUUUGUGUGCUGGCACAGCUGAAUCACUGCAAAAGUAUGUGUUUGACGGGGAAGCUGGAAAGAUUGGUCUCGAGAUGAGGAACUUGGUUGCUUGUACUAGUUUCCUUGUUGAGCAGAAACUGGUGAAGGCAUGGCUUGCUGAUAAAGAUGCUGAGGCUUUGAGGUACCAGAAGUUGCUUGUGGAGGAAGAAGAAGCUGCUCAAAAAAGGCAAGAAGCUAUCUUGGAAAGGAAGAGACAAAAGAAACUUAGACAAAAGGAACAAAGGGCCAAGGAGCUAGCCAGUGUAGAAAUAGACGAUUCUCCAGAAGAUAGUUCUGGUUCUCCACUAAGCCUGAGCCCUGCUAACUCCUCUGAAUCUAUUCUUGAGGUUCCUCAUGACUUUUCUCAAUCUUCUGAGCCAGUUCAAAUAAUAACCGUUGAAGGAGAGAGUGAUAAAUGCCAUGAGAAUGGAUAUUCAGAUUUGAGUACUUCCCAAAAUAUAUAUCCUGAUUUGGUUACUUACCAAAAAGUUGAACAUAGAACAUCACAUCGAAGUGGCCGAAGACACACAGUUAACCCUCGUUGGCAACCAUCAAAAUUGCAGAGAACUUUCAAUGAAUUCCAUACCAGUCACAACUAUCAGGCACCGAAACAUGAAAUCGUGCAAAAGCAUGCCUCUUCCAGGGAUUCUCGUACUUCUGCUAUGAAUGGUAAAGUGUGGACCCCAAAGACAAAGUCAGGCGCAGAUGAAGAGGCUAGCAAAACUAGGUUACAGAUCAAAGCACCAAACCCGCCUGGCCUGGAUGAGAAGCAUGAAUUUCUAAUUGGUUCUAUGCCUGUCAACCUUGGGAAUUGUAACCUACGGCGUCAUGAAAAUCAUGGGGUAGCUCCAGAAACCAGUGACUUGGAGCUUUGUACAUCAGAUUUAAUCAAAAAUCGUGAGACGCCCGCCAAAACCGAAGCAUUUCAGGCUACUACAAAUCACUCAACUGACAAGCUGUGCAGACCUGUUAGCCGACAUGAUAAUAGAGGUCAGCUCCCUAUCCAAAAUGGUGGCACUUGUGAAGUUAGUGGCAAUAGCGGUAUAUCUUGCAAUGACGAUAAUGAAGUCCGGCAGACAUAUGAAGCUGAGAGUUGUUCUAACUGUCAUGAAGAAAAUCAUGCUUCUGUGGAAGGUGGACUUCUGAAAGGCUCAAGGUUUAACAGCUAUGCUGCGAAAGCUUUUCUUACAAAGAGGUGGAAGGAGGUCCUUGCAUCAGACCACGUUGAACUUAUCUUAUUUCCCGUAGCUAGACCUCCAGAGAACCCCGAGCUACACAAUGAUAAACAAGAAGCAGUUCAUUCAUCCAAGUUAGAACAGCGUGGCAUUCUUCGUAGCGCAGAGAACCGAUUAUCGAAUCACACAAACCUUGAACAACACUCAACGGCUAUCAAACCAAAAACCCGAGCUAAGAUGGAGAAGGGCGGUAAGCUGAAAUACGUUCCAAAACAAGGAAGUGCGUAUACAACUCAUAUCAAUUCAUAGGUGGUAUAGCAAAUGUGCAGUUUUUCAUCUACAUUCAUUGCAGAGGUUCCAGUUUUAACAGCGGUCUUCUGUCGGAGAAAUUUUGGGGGAAGGUGAUUGAUUGAUUACUUGUUAGCUAUCCGUUUUACUUUCUGGUUAACUACAGGAUGCAGUAAAAUCUUUUUUUGCCUAUAGGUUGGAUACUUUCUCAUGUAAUAAAAUGGGGUCUUUUUAGUGAUGCAGAUUUUACCCUUUGGUUUUUUGUUAGCAAUCUAUAGGUUUUGACCAUACUUUCUAUUGGAAUUGUUGUAGUGCAUAGCUUCGAUCGUAAUUCGUUCAUAAGAGGUUUAGGAUUAGCUAGUAGAGGUGUUCAUAAUCGGGUUGUCUGGUUUAUGAAGUGCUCUUGUUGCUCUUAUAAAAAAUUCUUAGCUAAGUUUAAAUUAAAUACUUGUUAUUUACAGGUGGAAAAUUAAAUUUUAAAGGUUUCUGUCUUUAGGUGGGUUUUUUUUAAAGGCUUUACCUUUUAUUUA
Molecule: messenger RNA, 2913 nt
Organism: Amaranthus tricolor (Joseph's coat)
Lineage: Eukaryota; Viridiplantae; Streptophyta; Magnoliopsida; Caryophyllales; Amaranthaceae
Exons: 10
Coding region: 290-2404 (704 amino acids)
Source: RefSeq, a predicted model, not a curated record